Messenger RNA from Striga hermonthica, 1167 nucleotides. The record is from the annotation of a GenBank genome assembly. NCBI's taxonomy places the organism in Eukaryota, Viridiplantae, Streptophyta, Magnoliopsida, Lamiales, Orobanchaceae.
AUGGAUUGUUAUUGUUUGCCGCGGCGAUGGCGGAUGCAAGAAUUUUAUACAUGGAAGAAAAUCAAGUCCGAGACCAAGGCCGCUACAGAUUCAUUGAAUUUGGACGUGUUUCGGGUUCUACCGUUUUGCACGUGGCAACGUUCUAUUGGAUGUGUGUUAUUGUGGCUCGGUCAGCACAUUCGUCAUGUGGCCGUGGCGGCCGAGAAGUGGGGGAGAGUCUGUGAAAUUGCAGUUGGAUCAAUCAUCUCUCAUCACAGAACCCUAAUUCUCACUCAGACUUUAUCAAUGGCCGAGAGUGCGAACUCAGUUGUACCAAGUACCGAGCUAUUGGAAUGGCCAAAGCAGGAUAAGCGUCGUUUUUUACAUGCUGUGUACCGUGUGGGAGACCUUGAUCGGACAAUAAAGUUUUAUACUGAAUGUUUUGGGAUGAAGCUUUUGAGGAAAAGGGAUAUUCCAGAAGAAAAGUAUUCGAAUGCAUUUCUUGGUUUUGGCCCGGAAGAGUCUCACUUUGUUGUAGAAUUGACUUAUAAUUAUGGAGUUGACAAGUAUGACAUUGGGACGGGAUUUGGCCAUUUUGCCAUUGCAACUCAAGAUGUUUACAAAUUGGUUGAGGAUGUAAAGGCAAAAGGUGGAACUGUCACCCGUGAGCCGGGCCCAGUCAAAGGUGGAACAUCUGUUAUUGCCUUUGUCAAGGACCCAGAUGGCUACCUUUUUGAGAUAAUUCAACGAGGUCCCACCCCUGAACCUCUUUGCCAAGUGAUGCUUCGCGUGGGUGAUCUUGACCGUUCUAUCAAAUUCUAUGAAAAGGCAUUAGGAAUGAGACUUCUGAGAAAAAUCGACCGUCCAGAACAAAAGUACACAUUAGCCAUGAUGGGAUAUGCCGAAGAACACGAGACGACUGUUUUGGAACUUACGUAUAACUAUGGUGUAACUGAGUACACCAAAGGAAAUGCAUAUGCACAGGUUGCAAUUAGUACUGAUGACGUGUAUAAGAGUGCCGAAGUUGUGAACCUUGUGACCCAAGAGCUUGGAGGAAAGAUGACUCGACAGCCGGGCCCAAUUCCUGGAAUGAACACCAAAAUCACGUCUUUCCUGGACCCUGAUGGGUGGAAAACUGUUCUGGUUGACAAUGCAGAUUUUCUCAAGGAACUUGAGGCAAAAGAGUAG